Ceratitis capitata (Mediterranean fruit fly) is the source of this 460-nucleotide messenger RNA. RefSeq names its product Ribosomal protein 63, mitochondrial. The coding region runs from base 76 to 396 and encodes 106 amino acids. The record is from RefSeq and is a predicted model, not a curated record. Gene Ontology annotation, biological process: mitochondrial translation. NCBI's taxonomy places the organism in Eukaryota, Metazoa, Arthropoda, Insecta, Diptera, Tephritidae. Gene Ontology annotation, cellular component: mitochondrial ribosome. Gene Ontology annotation, molecular function: structural constituent of ribosome. The transcript has 2 exons.
CCCAGCUUGUGCAAGUGCAAUUGUUCUGGUGAAAUAUUUAGAAAAAUAUUCACUUGAAAUAAUUUUUUGUACAAAAUGCAAUUGACGUUAAUAAAUUUUUUCAAGAAAACGGUGCCUGGUCACAUUUUCCGUGGGAAACGGCGUCUAAUAAAACCCGUGAGUAAACGCGCAAUGGAAACGCUACGACGUGAUUACGAAAGACAGGAGCAAAAUAUGUUAUGGCUGCGGCAUCCAUAUUUGAGUGUAGAGGAAUCAUCAGGCCAUACAAAAGAGUUGGGUAAGGCGGCAGCAAAGAUUGCAAUGUGGAAUGAUCGGCAUACACUGGGCACAAUGAAACCGCACAUAACCAUAGAGGAGCGUCUAGCGCAUUUAAAAGUAAAAGAGGCUUGGGAUUAAAUAAUAAGAGGCUUUUGUUCAUAUAAAUAUUACAUUAAUAAAUAAAAUGUUGAAAACAUCAAAA